CUAAUUAAGGGCGACAUGAUAUACGUAUAUGGGCUCACAGAGGCUUCUGAGCUCUUGCGUAAUGUUUUAGUUUGUGGUGGUGCUGGUAAAUGUGUACGGAGAGUAGAAAUGUUGUGGCAAGAAAGGGAAACAUGGUUUAUGUUUAUAGCAGUACUGACAUUGAUCCCCUCAGCAUUUUGUCUUGUAGUUCCUAAGGGUAAAUUGGUUCAGGCUGGUAGACUUAUCAUUGGCUCCAGCAGAAUUACAAAUGAAACCAAGGAUGGCAUUGUUAAGAAAGUGCAUGACGAAUAUGUUGGAGAUACCAACGGAUACCAAUCUGAUCAGCCAGAGUUAACAGAAGGGUCCCAACUGUCAACCUUAAUGCUCAGGCGCUGGAGUCCGUCAGUGCAGUGUGAUGACGAUUCCAUGUCCUUGCAUAUCCAGGGAAGUCGAGUACCCAACUUGUUGGUUGAGACAAGUGAAGAGGGCCUAGUACCAUUAUCACAAAUGCCGUCCCACUGCGGCAUUUCGUUGAGGAGGGCCCACGGAGACGUUGCACUCGUUGCCAAGUACGCUGGCUGUAACGUUGCACAGCAGGGGAAUAGCUACAUCCUGCCGUUACGGCUUUCGGGAGUUGCUGUGAAGAUGGUCUGUCCUGUGGCUUGUCCUCUCACUGUCUCCUGUAGCCCUUCAGCUAUGGUUGUCAAUCUUGGGGUGUCUACAGCUGCUCUCAGGCUGAAGGUGAAUGGUGUGUGGCAACCUGUGUACCAAGCUUCUACCUGUGGAUUUACCUUGGAAGUUGUGGGAGGUGGACUGACCCUCACUGCACCAUAUGCAAGCAACUGCUGGCAAUUUGAGGGUGCCAAGAUGCUUUUGUCUGUGCAAUACAUGGAUAGGGAGUUGACCUUGUCCUGCCCAGCUGUUCAGCCCCCAGCUACUACUCCUUUACCUGCUCACAUGGAUCCUGGAGCUUCCACAGAUGCCCCCAUGACCACCUUGGCUACUACGGUUGCACCAGCUAGUGCUGAUAAGCUGGCUUUGUAUCCUUGGUUACGUGGACUGUAUUAUCCUCAUGGUUAUGGAAUGCCAUGGAAUUUCCCAUAUGGCCAUCCUGGAACUCCCCCAGUUACCCAGACCACUACAUCUACUCCAGCUGCUGCUACUACAUCUACUCCAGCUGCUGCUACUACAUCUACUCCAGCGGCCACGGUCGCACCAGCUAGUGCUGGUCAGAUGCCUUUGUAUCCUUGGUUAUCUGGACUGUAUUAUCCUAGUGGUUAUGGAAUGCCAUGGAAUUUCCCAUAUGGCCAGCCUGGAACUCCCCCAGUUACCCAGACCACUACAACUACUCCGGCUACUACAACUACUCCAGCUGCCACUGUUGCACCAGCUAGUGCUGGUCAGCUGCCUUUGUAUCCUUGGUUAUCUGGAAUGUAUUAUCCUAGUGGUUAUGGAAUGCCAUGGAAUUUCCCAUAUGGCCAGCCUGGAACUCCCCCAGUUACCCAGACCACUACAACUACUCCGGCUACUACAUCUACAACUACUCCAGCUGUCACAGUUGCACCAGCUAGUGCUGGUCAGCUGCCUUUGUAUCCUUGGUUACCUGGAAUGUAUAAACCUUAUUUCCCUAUGGGUUCACCUGGUGCUCCAGUAUCUGGCCCCAACAGUGGGGUUAAACAGCAGAUGUACCAAAUGCCCUGGAUGAAUGCUUUUCCCCAAGUACCUGGCUUGAAAUCAAACGCCAGGCUCUCCAGUGGUUAACCCAUCCAAAUUUGUAAGGUCCGGCUAAUUUUUCUGCACUACAGGUCGGAGCACGUCCAGGAAAAUGAGCAAUACUAUACUGUGGUUAUCAAAUGGAGGUGGUGAUGGAUCAAUAAAAACAAAAAUUCAAAAUGG
Messenger RNA from Ictalurus punctatus (channel catfish), 1875 nucleotides. RefSeq lists its product as uncharacterized. Lineage: Eukaryota; Metazoa; Chordata; Actinopteri; Siluriformes; Ictaluridae. The record is from RefSeq and is a predicted model, not a curated record. Bases 16 to 1740 code for a protein of 574 amino acids. The transcript has 7 exons.